AUGUCUGACAUCGAGGACGAGCUCCUGGCCCUUGCGGGUGGCGACUCCGAAGACGAGGGCUCCGCCCGCGGCCGCGGUGGCUCAGAGUCGCCGCGUCGCUCCAAAAACGAUGCUGGCAAAUCGAACAAGUCAAAACGGCAUGCGAGGCAGGACGAGUCUGAGGAAGAAGGCGAAGCAUCCUCGGCCCCUUCAUCACCAAAUUCGCUGGAAUCAGCACCCAUGGACGAAUCCGACUCAGAUGCUGAACCCGCGCCGAGGGGCGGCGCUACCGAUGAGGAUGAUAAAUACCCCGUGGACGGCAAGUUUACGAGCGAGGCGGAAAAGGCCGAAAUCAUGGCCAUGCGUGAAGUUGACCGGGAACGUAUUCUCGCGGAACGUAUGGACGAGGUCGAGCGCCAGCGACAGAGACGUCGCCUCAGACAAAUGAUUGAGGAAACGGAGCGCAGGAAUGUCAAGAAGAAGCGCAGCGCCGACACUGCAGAGUUGGAGGACGGCCAACGAAGGGCUUCACGGCAGCGUACCGGCAAAGGCAACGAGUCCGCCAUGGACUCUCUCCGCCGAGCCCGCGCCGAGAAGGCGAAGCGCAAGGAAGACCAGACGCGCGGACGAGCUUAUUCCCCUACACGACGAGCUUCGGAUGAUGAGGGCAGUGGUGAUGAUUUUGGCCGCGCCAGGUCUCGGACGCCGGAGAAGGAGCAAGAGAAGGAAGCGCCAGCUGCUGAGCUCAAGGACUUUGAGCGUGUGCGACUUGGCAGAAACGAGUUUGCUCAGGUCUGCUUCACACCAGGGUUCGAGGCCGCCAUCGUCGGCUGCUACAUCCGAAUUGCUCUGGGCCCUCACCCCGAGACUGGAGUUGAGCAAUAUCGCAUGGCCGCCAUCAAGGGCUUCACCACCAGCCGGCCGUACGCCCUCAGCGGGCCACAGGGGCCCUUCGUCACCGACCAGUACGUCAAGGCCGCGCACGGCAAGGCAGUCAAGGAAUUCCCCUUCAUCGCCGCGUCGAGCGGCAAGUUUACCGACACCGAGCUCAACCGUUACCAGGUGACGUGCGCCAACGAGAACGUCAAACUGCCCACCAAGGCCCAUCUCACGGACAAGAUUGACGAAAUCAACAACUUGAUCAACCACAAGUGGACGGGCGAGGAGAUCAAGACUCGGCUGGCCAAGAGGAACGAGCUCAAGCGCCGAUUCGACCCCGCCGAAAGGGAGCGCGUCGGCAAGCUGCUAGACGAGGCCGUGGCUCGCGGUGACGAAACCAAGGCGCAGGAACUCCAGGAAGAGCUCGAGCAGCUCGGCACGCAGCGCUUAGCGUUCCGGACGAGCCUCGGCUCGUCAAAGAACAUGGACGGACCCCGGGCCGCCACGGAGCAGGACCGCCUGGCGGAGCGCAACCGCGAAAACAGACGGAUGAACGCCGAGCUCGUCCGCAGGGCCCAGCUCAAGGAGAAGGCCAGGUCUCGCGAGAUGGAAAUGGCCCUUAAGCGGGGCGAGCAGGUGGCCGAGGAUCCGUCGCGGCGUCUCCGGACCAAGGCCAAGUUUGUGCAUGAUGUCAACGACGCGUCGCAGAAGCCGUCUGCCAACGGAAGCGAGGUCGGCACGCCGGCAAACGGCACGCCCAAGGUGGCCGCUACGAAGCCCGAGAUGAUGUCUCACCUUGCAAGGUUACAGGAGAAGAAGUACUCGGAGAGCAACGGAGUGCCGGGGAUCCAUAAGCCGCUCAUGGACGACGAUGUCAUUGGCGCGUUGGAUCUGGACAUUGACGUGGAGAUUUAG
Metarhizium album ARSEF 1941 is the source of this 1773-nucleotide messenger RNA. Its product is annotated as Plus-3 like protein. Gene Ontology annotation, molecular function: DNA binding; RNA polymerase II C-terminal domain phosphoserine binding. The transcript has 4 exons. NCBI's taxonomy places the organism in Eukaryota, Fungi, Ascomycota, Sordariomycetes, Hypocreales, Clavicipitaceae. Gene Ontology annotation, cellular component: Cdc73/Paf1 complex. The record is from RefSeq and is a predicted model, not a curated record. Bases 1 to 1773 code for a protein of 590 amino acids.